This is a messenger RNA of Ananas comosus (pineapple), 1569 nucleotides long. Its product is annotated as auxin-responsive protein SAUR36-like. Gene Ontology annotation, biological process: response to auxin. The transcript is spliced from 4 exons. Lineage: Eukaryota; Viridiplantae; Streptophyta; Magnoliopsida; Poales; Bromeliaceae. The coding region runs from base 1002 to 1436 and encodes 144 amino acids. The record is from RefSeq and is a predicted model, not a curated record.
UAAAGCAUUGAAAGAUUGAUUCCUAAAAAAAUGACAUUGUUUCUUUCUCGCCAAAUCAUCUACCAACAACCCAACACACUAGCUAGAUCCUUCUCGGCUGCCUCUUGGGUGCUGUUUUCAGUAGUUUAGAUAAAUGUUACAAAAGCUAUCGUAAUGCCACCAAACAGUGCAAUCAAACAAGGACAACGUCACACGAGCAUGGCCGUUCAGUCCCCUACCAGCAACAAGAUCAGCAUCAUCAGAUAUCAAAUCAUUGAGUCUGACAAUAUUUGGACAAGCGGCUCAUUCGGUGCCUAACGAGCUCGACCCAGUUGUUGUGCUUAGUUUAAACAUUACGUGAAUUCGGUUGUAAUAUCAAUCUCAUAAGUGGGUCUACUAUCAACUAUGCUCUGAUGGGGACAAUCUUUUUGGCUUGUCCAUUAAGCUAAGCCCUUGGCAUGACCACAUUUGCUUUCAAGGGCUGUUUCAUCCAGCAAAAAACACAUGGCUUUGCUCCUUCACCAGCCCAACAAUUAAAAACUCCACUUGUCGCACCGAAUGCGCUGAUGGUGGACAAGGUACCCGAUUUCAAGUUAUGGUCUUGGGUUCGACUUCAAAUUGAGUUACUUGAAGCACCUUUGUGAACACUUGUAGACAAAAGCCAUUAAUCACGAAGAUAUAUAUGACAUGCCGGUAAUCAAUUGUUGACAAGUAAAUCAGAAACACGGCGUUGUUAUACGACAUGUUACAGGAGGAAAUGCUUUUCGGACGACGAAUAUAUGCUCCACCCUCCAUGAACCACUUGCGCAACCAAUCCUAUCAUGUUACAAUUCGCCCUUAUACUAAGCACACGGCACUGCCUCCUCCUAACCGAUUAGAACGAAAGCUACACAUUGCCAACAAGACCCUCUUUCAUUUCCUAUAAGUAGAUGAGAUCCGUAAAUGCUACAACACAUCCACAACCUUUGGCAAUUCACUCUCACUAUAGCAAAGAGAAAAAGCAUUCGCCACAAUAAUAGACAAUGAUCAAUCCAAAGAAGCUCGUAGAAAUGGCGAAGAAGUGGCAGAGGAUGUCUUCCACGGGAAGACGGAGGAUUGCAACUGCAAGAAGAGAUGCAGGCCUCGACAUUAAUGAGGCAUGCAGGACUUCGGUUGCAGAGAAGGGUCAUUGCGUUGUGUAUAGUAUCGACGGAACACGAUUCAUGGUUCCUUUGGCAUAUCUUAGUAGCAGAAUCUUUGGAGAGCUCUUCAAGAUGUCCGAAGAGGAGUUUGGAUUGCCGCGUGGGCCUAUAGUGUUGCCCUUCGAUGCAAUCUUCAUGGAAUAUGUGAUGUCUUUGCUUCGAAGACGGGUUUCAGAAGAGGUGGAGAGAGCUCUUCUUAGCUCGGUGUCGAUCCCUCGAGCAUGUGCUAUGCCCCCUGUAGGACUUGACCAUCAUUUAGCAGUUUGCAGUUUCUAAUGAUCAAUAUAUAUAUGUAUAUGUUUUCUUUCUCUUCCUUUUUGUGUGUGCGAGAGCGGUUUUUUGUAAAGAUAUAUCUUCAUAGGAUUCCAAAGAUUACAAGUUGAUGUGUGAAAAUUUCACUUUAGAGAAA